AUGAUUACUGAAACAACAGGUCAAGAAUACUCGUCAUUGCAUUUCCUGCCAUGUCUACCAAUCCGACCCAGUGUGAUUAAUCUGCUGUGUCAGUCGGCUAUCUUAAGGAGCCUCCUGCUGCUAGUCUAUGACCCAAAAGGAGCAGCCAUACACAAUGCGGUUCCGCGACUUGGCCCUUUUCUGAAGCAGAAAGUUUGGCUAUCUCAUAAAGUCCAAAUUCUUGGUCAGACUGGCCCAUCGCUUGGCACUGUGCAUAUUGAAUUCGGUGUUUGUAACUUGGAGAUUGUACGCAACGCCUGGUGGCCAAGGAACGGCCGAUACCGAUGGGUAUCGACUGUGCAGCCAGACUCAUUCAUCCUUUUCUUCUGCAUGGUUGUCAUAGUCUUCAUCUUCCUCGUGUGUGUGGGGGGACUCCACGAAUCACAGCAAGAUCUGGCCAGUACCAGGUAG
Messenger RNA from Penicillium vulpinum, 450 nucleotides. RefSeq lists its product as uncharacterized. The coding region runs from base 1 to 450 and encodes 149 amino acids. The transcript has 2 exons. The record is from RefSeq and is a predicted model, not a curated record. NCBI's taxonomy places the organism in Eukaryota, Fungi, Ascomycota, Eurotiomycetes, Eurotiales, Aspergillaceae.